CAGAAAGCGCGGAGAUCUAAAGAGCUGCGAUAUGUCCAGUCCAUUCGUCCUUGUAUAAUUAUAGUCCAUCUUUACAAUUCGGUUUAAUGAAUUCUACUGCGUGUUUCUAUCAUCUCAGCAAAUUCAAUCGUCUAUGAUUGUCCGGCUCCGUCCAGCCCCGAGCUUCAUCUCGGGUGUAAAUCGGCCUUUUGUUCUUCGAAAUCGGUACCUUAGUAUCAAAAGAUGCGGAUAUCAUUCUGAUGCACGGACUCGAACAUCGAGUUUUUGGAUCCCUACAGGCGGGAUAUCCAAAAAGGCUGCUGAAGGAGAAAGAGAGGAUGCGAAUGACCUUUUAAUACGAGGUGGAUUCCUCCGACAGGCGUAUUCGGGCGUCUUUCACAUGCUGCCUCUUGGGUUGCGGGUGCAGGAAAAAUUAGAGCGGCUCAUAGACAAACAUAUGCGCUCAGUUGGCGCAUCUAAGGUUUCAUUGUCAUCAAUUUCCUCCCAGGAAUUAUGGGAGCGAUCAGGCAGAUUAAAGGAAGGCUCUGAGGUUUUCCGCUUCAAUGAUCGCAAAGAAUCGCGAUUUCUUCUAGCUCCUACUCAUGAGGAAGAGAUUACUACACUGGUAGCCAGUCUAGUCAAGUCCUAUAAAGACCUGCCGCUUCGAGUUUACCAAAUAUCGAGAAAAUACAGAGAUGAACCAAGGCCAAGACAAGGACUGCUACGUGGUCGAGAGUUCAUCAUGAAAGACCUGUACACUUUUGACUACAACAACGAGGAAGCACUGAAGACAUACAAGUCGGUGAAAGAGGCUUACGUCCGGCUGUUCAACGAGUUGAAGAUCCCGUAUCUUGUUGCCGCGGCGGAUUCUGGCAACAUGGGUGGGAACCUCAGUCAUGAAUUCCACUUCCCGAGCUCAAAAGGGGAGGAUACUGUCAUUAGCUGUUCAAGUUGUGACCAUGUUUACAAUGAAGAGCUAUCGGACGGACGAGCGUAUGGGUCCACGAAGGGCUCAGAAAGCGAACAGGCACAUGAUACGCUCGAGAUAAGCGACCAAGCUCCGGAAGCAAUCUCGACAGGCCUAUGGAUGGCGAUCUCUAAAGACAAGAGAACUCUUGUGAGAGGAUGGUACCCGAAGUUCUUGCUGCAGGAGGGGGCUGCAGAGCCAGCAGAGAGGCAUGUCAACUCCCAUGCUGUUAAAUCCAUCACGGACGCAGCUGGAGUCGAUCUUGAUCUCAGUGUCGAGAAUCCCCUGGAGCAAUGGGCCGCGGAACUCAAACGUAACCCAAGCCCUGCCUCAUCCAGCAGUCAACCGCUUAAGGUUCUUGAUCUCUACGACUCGCAUGUUAGGAUCUAUAAGCGGCCUCCUUUGAGCGAUCUGCUCCACGAAAUUGACGUCGACACCGACAUUGAAUAUGCGCUGCUAAGCCGCUUCCCCGGAACUGAGGACGGCCUCCAACUUGUUAAGGCUCAUGAAGGAGACAAGUGUCCACGGUGCGAAAAGGGCACUCUGAAGCCACAGAGUGCAGUCGAACUGGGCCAUACUUUCCACCUCGGGACACGAUACAGCGACGUGUUGCAAGCCGUCGUAACUGUUGAUUCGGCCCUUAUUAGUGAACCAAGCAAGUCACUUCAAUCAGCGUCGAAGACCCAGACAGUUCCCAUGCAGAUGGGCUGCCAUGGUAUCGGUGUCUCUCGCAUGAUAUCAGCUGUUGCUGACAUGCUCGCUGACUCGAAAGGCUUGAACUGGCCGAGAGCAAUGGCACCUUAUGAGGUUGUUAUUGUUCCAGCAAAAGGCCUGGAAGCGGACGCAGAAAAUGUAUAUGACACGCUCACGUCCAGUGGAGGUCCUGCGAUCGACGCCAUCCUCGAUGACCGUGAUAAACAGAUUGGCUGGAAACUCGGUGACGCCGACCUGAUCGGCUAUCCUGUGAUUGUGGUCGUUGGCAAGGGAUGGAAAAAGCAGCAAACACUGGAAGUGCAAUGCCGUCGCCUGGACGGCCUACGAGAAGAAGUAACUCUGGACCGUCUCCCGCAGUUCAUCAGGUCUUUACUCGACCGACUUUGAUCGCGGGAGUCCUCGGAGCUGAAUUCCUGCCCUCAGCGGACGGAUCAUGGCUGUUGUUGUAUGCUCAUAACAGCACCUGCACAUGCGGAUCCCAAAAUGUGUACUAUUAAUUCAUGUACUUUAGUAGAUCCCGAGAUAAAUACUCAAAUCCCUUUCUCAAUAUACUCC
Molecule: messenger RNA, 2215 nt
Organism: Paecilomyces variotii
Lineage: Eukaryota; Fungi; Ascomycota; Eurotiomycetes; Eurotiales; Thermoascaceae
Product: prolyl-tRNA synthetase
Exons: 7
Coding region: 134-2047 (637 amino acids)
Biological process (GO): prolyl-tRNA aminoacylation
Cellular component (GO): mitochondrion; cytoplasm
Molecular function (GO): proline-tRNA ligase activity; ATP binding
Source: RefSeq, a predicted model, not a curated record